Molecule: messenger RNA, 642 nt
Organism: Hibiscus syriacus
Lineage: Eukaryota; Viridiplantae; Streptophyta; Magnoliopsida; Malvales; Malvaceae
Product: PLASMODESMATA CALLOSE-BINDING PROTEIN 3-like
Exons: 4
Coding region: 73-639 (188 amino acids)
Source: RefSeq, a predicted model, not a curated record
UUUCUGCAGCUGUCUUUGGUAAUCUCUUUAAUUUUCUCAAAAACUUUCCCUCCUCAAAAUCUUGCAUGCAUCAUGGCCCUUUUCAUUUGUCUAGUGCUGUUCCUAGCCAUGACUGGCCAUUCAAGUGCAACUUAUUGCUUAUGUAAAGAUGGAGUUGGUGAUCAACAACUUCAAAAGACCCUGGAUUACGCUUGUGGAGCUGGAGCUGAUUGUUCUGCGAUUCUCCAGAAAGGUGGUUGCUAUAGCCCCAACACUGUCAAAGAUCACUGCAACUACGCUGUCAAUAGUUAUUUCCAAAGGAAAGGUCAAGCUCAAGAUAGCUGUGAUUUUUCAGGCACUGCUGCUGUUAGCCCCAAUCCUCCUCCAAAUGUUGCUUCAACUUGCAGCUUACCAUCAAGUAGCACAGGGGCAAACACAGGCACCACACCUACCGGGACAACCACCACCGGGUCAACCACCACCGGCUCAACCACAGGGACUCCAACCACCGUGUUUGGUGGUGCGGGGACAACACUGGGUCCGACGGGGACAACAGGCAUCAAUGAUCCAGGCAGUGCUGUGGGUCUCUUCACUAACAACUUGUUUUGCACUUUUGUUGCUACGACAACCCUCUGGAUUUUAGGGUCAUCUUGGCUUUGAAUU